Beta vulgaris subsp. vulgaris (sugar beet) is the source of this 1965-nucleotide messenger RNA. Its product is annotated as GDP-mannose transporter GONST1. Gene Ontology annotation, molecular function: GDP-mannose transmembrane transporter activity; antiporter activity. NCBI's taxonomy places the organism in Eukaryota, Viridiplantae, Streptophyta, Magnoliopsida, Caryophyllales, Amaranthaceae. Bases 486 to 1526 code for a protein of 346 amino acids. The transcript has 9 exons. Gene Ontology annotation, cellular component: Golgi apparatus. The record is from RefSeq and is a predicted model, not a curated record.
CGGAGUAUUCAGAAUUCACACUCUUUGGCUGCUCCUUUACCAAUAAUAUUCAAUGCCAACAACAAAUGCUUGCUGACCAACCUAUCAUUGACCAUUUCCCCGCAUUAUUUUUAUGAACAUUUGACAACCAAAUCCAGUUUUUAAAUAUCAGGAGUUCUCACAUCACUUUCUUCCCCAUUUGUCCAAUCCUUCAACUGAAAAUUACACCCAAUUCUUCAUUUUUUAAACUCCAAAUUUGGGUGAGAGUUCUUUCUCUGAUUUUUUCCCCUCAUUUUAAACCCCACUUUGAAGGAUUUAUGGUUGUUUCUUUAGUUCUUGACAUUCUUAUAGCGUUUUUAAGUGGCAAAUAAGCUAGUGUAUUAAGUUUUUUUAGUUGAUAGAAUCAUAAAAUUCUGGGUUUUGGUUGGCAAGAUUUGAACUUUUUGUGGAUAUGGUGUUGGUCUUUUCCUUCUGUUUGAGCAGCUUUUAAGCUUUUUUGGCUUAAAAUGGGUUCUGGGCCAAUUUUGUCUACGAGGCUUUCUGGAAAUGAAGAUGAUGUGGAAAAUGGUAUAUUGGGAAAAGAGAAAGAUAGAACAUUGCGAACUAGCAAAUCUCUUAAGAUACCUAACCAGGCCUUAUUGUCUGGGACGGCUUACUGCAUUUCGUCCUGCAGCAUGAUACUCAUUAAUAAAUUUGUCUUGUCCAGCUACAACUUCAAUGCUGGUAUAUCUUUAAUGCUGUACCAGAACUUUGUUUCAGUAAUCAUUGUGUCCACAUUGUCCGUUUUGGGUGUUGUAUCUACAGAGCCCUUGACAUGGAAGUUAAUUAAGGUCUGGAUACCUGUGAAUGUCAUCUUUGUUGGGAUGCUUAUUACAAGCAUGUUCAGCUUGAAAUACAUUAAUGUUGCAAUGGUCACAGUCCUCAAGAAUGUCACCAAUGUAAUGACUGCCGUUGGCGAGAUGUAUCUUUUUCAGAAACAUCAUGAUAACAGAGUUUGGGCAGCUCUUUUCUUGAUGAUUAUUUCAGCCAUAUCUGGAGGAAUCACAGAUCUAACCUUCCAUGCUGUUGGCUAUACGUGGCAAUUUUUCAACUGCUUUCUUACUGCUUCAUAUUCCUUAACAUUACGACGUGUCAUGGACACAGCAAAGCAAGUCACCCGAUCAGGAAACUUGAACGAGUUUACAAUGGUUUUGUUAAAUAACACUCUCUCAUUGCCUUUGGGUCUUCUGCUUAUUUUCAUAUUCAACGAGGUGGAUUAUUUGUAUGAAACCCCGCUUCUGAAGCUGCCGAGCUUUUGGUUGGUGAUAACACUAAGUGGGUUUCUCGGCCUGGCUAUCAGCUUUACUUCUAUGUGGUUUCUUCAUCAAACAGGAGCUACUACUUACAGCCUGGUGGGUUCUCUCAACAAAAUCCCUCUCUCAGUUACUGGCAUACUUUUGUUCCAUGUUCCAACUAGCUUGCAGAAUUCUACAAGCAUCCUUUUUGGUCUUUUAGCUGGGGUGUUCUUCGCUCGAGCAAAGCUCAAGGAAAAAUCUCAGUCGGGAUAGUUCAUUGGAAUCCCAACUCAACGUGUAGUUAAUUGAUUAAAAUCGUAUCUCGGGCUAAUGAGUUGAGCAUCCUUUCGAGAGGAACUAAUGAAGAUCGAUCAUAUAUUCGUUUGUACAGGUUAGCUAAGUUUGUAUAAUGAAGGAAGAUGCAUGGUUGCUUCAUCGAUUGCUGCUCGAAUACAAUGUUCUCUUAGUAUAGUAUAGUUUAAGACACUACUUGUGUCCUGGCCCUAUCUUUUCACAUCUUUGAUCAAGUAUCUCUAGUUUGUUUCUUUCUGAGUGUUGUUGUGAACUUGUGAUUAAUCCUUUGGUAUUUUUGCCACAAAGGAAGUUUGUAAAAGAAUUGAAUGGUCGAAGACCAGUGUGAAUGUAAUCACAAGUUGAGCUAUUUCAGCCAAUCAAGGAAGUAAAAAGUUGACAUGUUCUCAGUUCAAACUCA